Molecule: messenger RNA, 2589 nt
Organism: Seminavis robusta
Lineage: Eukaryota; Bacillariophyta; Bacillariophyceae; Naviculales; Naviculaceae
Source: the annotation of a GenBank genome assembly
AUGAGUGAAUCUCUCCAGGGCAACAAGCAACGUGUGUGUAUUGUCAAUGUUGGGCUCUAUCGUUCUGGUACGACGUAUCUCGCUGAAGCAUCCAAAAGCCUUGGUUUGAAGCCCUACCGCACAUUUCCCGAGCUGACGUCCGAUGAGCAGAAGAAAAUCCUUCAAGACCCCAAGAAGGCAGUACUCGACUGGUUUUCCAACGAUGGACUGAAUCAGAUCAUUCAUCUUGCAACAGAGUAUGAUCUUUUGUGCGAUGGUUGGGUGGCACUGCUAUCUUUUUUGCCGCCGUCCUUGAUCAAUAGUCUCAAGGCCAAAGCCCAAGACUCUGGUGUCUCUUUGGAACUCGUCGCUUCCACAAGAGACGUGGAAAGCACCGUCAAGUCUGAAUUGCACCAUUGGGUAAUUCAUGAUCUGGAGAAAAGGGCAGCUCUGAACCCAACCGAGAGAACGAGUCUCGAGAAUCUCCUUCGUGAACGAGCCAAGAUGCACUAUCGAUCAGUGCAAUGCCUUUGCCAGCUGGGCAUGCUAAAGCUCCUCCCUCUUGAGGACGGCUUGGAAGAUGAGUGGCCAAAAGUUUUGUCUCCGGUUGAUAAGGGAUUUGUUGAGGAAGAUUGGGCCAGUGCCCUGCGCAGCACUGAGAAGCAGAAUGUCUCCCCGCCUCUCCCAGUUGAAGGUAUCUUACUAACUCUUCGUUUUGGAAGUGAUCCAGAGGCAGUCGAGAAGAUUGCUUCUAUUGAAAGGCUUCUAGAUCAGAUCGAAGAAGACAGUCUCUGUCAAUAUUUGGUCGUUUUGGCUGUCGAUAACGACGAAGCAAACGGCGACGCAGCGGGUGACCUCAUCAAGCAUCUCAAAUCUCGAGAGAGGAAGAGUCGCCAACUCCAGAAGGUCCACACAAUCACAAACCCACCAAGAAACAGUCAGGAGCCGUUUCCCAUUUGCUCGAUCUGGAACGAAAUGGCCACAGUUGCCUGGGCAAGCGGUGCUGACUGGGUUGAGUUGCUAGGAGAUGAUAUUGGCAUUGACUGCCCUUUCCACUACCGAGCAUUCUACCGGGCGUUCCUUGACAUUUCAGAGCGUCUCAUGGUCCCGUUUGGGUUCGGAUGCCCCUGGUGGAAUGACCGUACCUUCCCCGGCUUUCCUAGCUUUCCCUGUGUUGGAAAGACUCACCAGAAAAUCUUCGGUGGACUCAUCCCGAAACAGCGAGGCUCCAGCUUCAUAAACCAAGACUUGGAUCCUUACCUUCAUCGCAUGUACCAAAAGUCCACGGGCGCACCUUGCGUGAAAGAAGCGGUGCUCUCUAAUCGAUCAGGAGGGAACAUCAGUUCAAACACGAACGCCCGCUACGAGCGCAUCUGUGCCAAAGGUUCUUGGCAAGAUUUCGCCGUGGAUGAUCUUGAGAAGAUACGCCAGCACCUUCCCAUUGGGGUCACUGAGUGCUUCCUCCUCGAUGUUGUCGUUCCCUCGUAUCGAGUCCGAUUGGAUUAUCUGGAAAGUAUCUGCUCUCUCAGGGUCCCGGAGUUCAUCCAAAGCCUCUUUAUUAUCAUUGUCGACAACCGUAGUGCUCUUUCAGGGAACACUGUUCGUGUUCGCUGCAACGAGAAAAAUGUUGGAGCCUCAGCAAGCCGCAAUCGUGGCCUUGAUGAGAGCGCCGCGGAGUUCGUUCUGAAUCUCGAUGACGAUUUGAUCCCCAAUCCCGACUUGUUGGAGCAGUACGGUCGUGCAUUGCAGAAUUUGGAUGAUGAUGUCGUAGGUCUCAUUGGCCUCGUGCGGUUUCCUCGAAGUCCAACAUUGCCGCUUCGACAUGCUGCUGUCCUAAUGAGCUAUCUGACAUUCAUGUUCGAGAUUGCGGAACAGGGCGGCAUGUACCAGCCGGCUACCCCAGCCUGGGGUGUUACGGCCAACAUCUUGUUCCGUCGAACCCGCAUUCGUUUCGACUUGGCGUAUGCCAAGACUGGUGGAGGUGAAGAUGUUGACUUCAGUUUGCGUGUCUCAGAGGCAAGCGGCGGGGGCCACCUCGUGCCCGUACCUGAAGCGUGUGUGGUCCAUCCAUUCUGGCCCGGUUCAGUUCUCGCCCUGGCUAGCCAUUUCUUUAAUUGGGCCAUUGGUGACGGCGCCCUCUUCAGCCGCUUUCCCCGGUACCGUUACUGGUCAUUUCCCAAUCUUCCCGAGAGUCUCUUCCUUUCUCUGCCGCUGUUUCUCUGGUUAGGACCAUUGCGUCUGUUCACGGUAAUCCCAUACCUAUUGGUGGCAGAUUUUGCUGUGGACUUUUGUAACCAGACCGAGUUCAAUCACCGAUGUCUCCUUCUCGAUCGGGGCCAGACACUGGUGUCCAAGCGCAGCUACGUCUUUUACUUUGCUGCCCAUGUGUUGGGCAACAUCUACGUGGUUGUCCUCGAAAGUGGGCGCCUUUGGGGCCACAUCUGCCGCAAUGAACUCUUGACGACUGGACUUUUCCGACGAUUUGAUUGGCACUGUGGUCGAUUGCAGGCAGCGCCGAGCAAGUUUCGCCAGCGCGAAGCCGCGAAGUUUGGCCUCUUUGUCAGCGUCCUAGUGUACAAUUUGGUUGCAUCCUCGAAGUCGAGCAUCUGA